UGACAGUUAAAGCUGAUGUUUCUAUUCCUUCUUUUUUAUGAACAGGCAUUUGACAAGUUGACAAUCCUCAAUUUAAGUUUUUCAGGAAGUUUACUCCGAACACCCAAUUUUUGUGAGAGUCCAAACCUCCAGAAGAUUAUACUGAAAAGUUGUGUAAGUUUGGUUGAAAUUCAUCCAUCCAUUGGAAAUCUCAAGAAGCUUAUCUUCUUGAAUCUGGAAAACUGCAAAAAUCUCAAGUCUUUACCAAGUAGUAUUCAAAUGGAAUCUCUUGAAAGCUUCAACCUCUCAGGUUGUCAGAAAUUAGAAAACUUUCCAGAAAUUCGGGGGAAUAUGGAAUUGCUAUCAGAGCUCCUUCUGGCACGUACUGCAAUCUGUGAAAUACCCUCAUCAAUAGGACAGCUCAGUGGUAUCAGAUUGCUUGAUUUGCGAUCAUGUGAAAACCUUGUAAGACUCCCAGCCAGUGUCUGUGAGAUGAGAAAACUGAAAAUUUUGAUUCUGAAAGGCUGCUCAAGACUUGCAAUUUUUCCUGAAAAUCUAGGUGAUCUAAACGAGUUGGAGGAGCUCUAUGCUGGCAACACUGCCAUUUGGCAACUACCAGAUUCUAUUGGAAACUUAAGCAAACUCAAGAUCCUUUCAUUAAGAAAAGGGUGGAAGGUAAAGCAUCAAUCUGCUCGCAGUUUGAUAUUACCCUGGGUGUUUCAUUCUUUGGGGGAAUUGAAAAGCUUAGAUCUCAGUGGAUGUAAUUUAUGUGAUAAACAAGCUUCUGCUCUUAUCAACUUAACUUCUUUAUUGGAACUGAAUCUGAGCAGGAAUAAGUUUAUUUAUUUGCCUGCUAUCUUCAGGCGACUUUCUCACCUUCGAUAUCUUAAUAUAGCACACUGUCAGGAACUUGAGGAACUUCCCCUACUUCCUCAGAAUAUAGAGGAAUUAUAUGUAGAGGAUUUUUUGGCAAAAGAAAGUGUUGAAAAGCUACGGAUGUACCCAAGGUUGAAUUUGGUAUCAUUCACCAAUUAUAGUUUUGAUCAACAAUCUUAUACAGAGGAGAGCAAUGGUAGCUCAAUUUCAGAUGAGAUUCUCAGUUUGUUUCUAUCAAACAAUAUGGAUGAUGUGAUCCUCCCCACUCUUAACUCCGAUCAUAGGGUAACUUGUUCCAUUGUCUUUCCUGAACGUGCAAUUCCCACAUGGUUUAUGCAUCAGGGUGUUGAGGAAAAGAUCUCGUUCAAACUGCCCAGUAAUUGGUAUAAUGAUAAGUUAAAGGGAUUUGCUAUAUGCUGUGUGACUCUCAUGGGAGCAGGUGUCUGCAGUCCUAAUUCAAGGCUAUCUGGGAAGUAUGAUUAUGCUUUCAUCAAUGCCAAAUUGAUAUGCAAUGAUCAUUUGAAAGACCUUAAAGUGAUUGAGAAAGAAUGUAAAGUGGGCACAGCAUCUAGAACAUAUGGCUGGUGUGUUUGCUUCGCCUACAUACCAUUGUAUUCUUCACUGCAGGUUGGAGACAUUAACCAGUAUAGCCUAUUUGAGGCAUCUAUGCAUGGGUGCAUUGCGAGACAGUGGGGAGUUCAUAUGAUCUAUGAGGAUGAAAGAACAUUUUUUUCAAAAAUAUACGAAAUUGUUGGUUUCACACGACUUAAGCGGAAGAGAGGCUAAAUUAGCUCUAUAUGCUGGGAUAUUGAGGUAAUUACCAAGAAACCAAGUU
Molecule: messenger RNA, 1690 nt
Organism: Solanum tuberosum (potato)
Lineage: Eukaryota; Viridiplantae; Streptophyta; Magnoliopsida; Solanales; Solanaceae
Product: TMV resistance protein N-like
Exons: 1
Coding region: 16-1641 (541 amino acids)
Source: RefSeq, a predicted model, not a curated record